Messenger RNA from Penaeus chinensis, 2337 nucleotides. RefSeq names its product plasma membrane ascorbate-dependent reductase CYBRD1-like (gene nemy). Bases 30 to 782 code for a protein of 250 amino acids. The record is from RefSeq and is a predicted model, not a curated record. Gene Ontology annotation, molecular function: oxidoreductase activity. Lineage: Eukaryota; Metazoa; Arthropoda; Malacostraca; Decapoda; Penaeidae. The transcript has 4 exons.
CGCACAGGCAGAGCUACGGCGGCGGCGAGAUGUCGGUGACGGCGAUGCUGGUGUUCUAUUUCCUGGUGUUCCUGGCGGAGAUCCUGAUGUUCGGGCUGCUCAGCCUGGUGCUCUUCUGGGUCGUGUACUACCGCGGCGGCUUCAAGUGGCGCGAGGACCCCGCCAAGGAGUUCAACUUCCACCCGGUCCUCAUGGUGGCCGGGUUCAUCUUCUUCAUGGGAAACGCGAUGCUGGUGUACCGCUUCUUCCGCUGCUGCAACAAGCUGAUGGCGAAGCUGCUCCACACGUUCCUGUACCUGCUGGCCGUGCCCUGCAUCGUGGUGGGCAUCAUCACGGUGUUCGACUCGCACAACCUGCGCGUGCCGCCCAUCCCCAACCUAUAUUCCCUCCACUCGUGGCUGGGCCUCGUCACAGUGGGUCUGUUCGCCCUGCAGGUAACGCACACGCUGGUCGUGGGAUUCUUCAGUUUCUGGCUCCUUCUUUGCUGUGAGCAAGGGACAGCCAGCUUCCGAUCGGGCUUGGUCCCUGUCCACGCCACCUUUGGCAUCAUCACCUUCAUGCUGGCCAUCGCGACUUGCGUCACUGGAUAUACAGAAAAAGCCUUCUUUGUGCUGAGGGAUCCUGAGACCAAGAAUUUCACUUACUCGCUGAUGGGGAACGAAGCCAUCAUCAUCAACACCCAGGCCGCUGCACUGGCUGCCCUGGGAAUCCUUGUGCCUGUGAUGGUGGCUCUUCGCCCCUUCAGGAGGAGAUGGAGUGAGCGCCUGACGGAGCACCUAUGAAACGAGGACUCGGCUGAGUUCAUACAGACACAUCUGUAGGUUACUGGAGAGGGAGACAGAAGGAUUGGGUUUCUUGGCAUUGCCAAGAAAUAUUCUGAUUGGUGGUUCAGAGGCAGUUCAUGUUUGGUCUGUUUGAAUUUCAGCUCCUGAUGUGUAAAAGUAUUACAUGGUUCUAUGAUGAUGAGGUGUUUUUUCACAAAAAUUGUAUCUGUACAUGACUGUUAAAUCUGUUACACAGAUUGUGAAUUCUAGAAAUUUAUUUAUGUACAUCUAGUAAGCAGUCAUCUUCUGAAUAAACUCAAUAUGUUAAAUUUUAAAGAUUGGACAACAGGUCUUGUAAAGUAGAUACCUUAGAAGAUGAUUUUUCCCCAUUAUGUGUUAUGAAAUGUUUUUUCCACUUGAUCACCAUUUUUCCUUUAGACCACAACUGAUUACAUGUUCAGUCAAUAACACAUUUAGGCCAUGACUGAUUACAUGAAUGACUUAGUAAAAUCUGUAUACUUUGUUACAGGUUUGACAAUUAUUAAAGGUAUUUUAGUUGUAAUUGUAACUGCAUUUGUAUUUAGAAGGUACAUCAAAUUGAGAAUUGUUCCUUUAGUUAUUACUUGUAAUAAUGCAAUGUAAUUCUUACAGUUGGUCAAGAAGUAACACUUGAGUAUAUUUAUAUAUUAGUGUCUUUUGUCAUUAAUGUGGAUAUUAUCCUACAAUGAAUUGAUGAGCCUGUGUGUGAAUGAGAAACUUCUUCAUUUUAGGUGAUAACGUGUAUGUUAUUCAGUGUAUUCAUUCAUUUUAUGUGUCCUGUAUUUUUAUAUAUGGAAGUAUAGUGUAAGUGUUUCUUUCACAGUGAAUGUGUAUGAGUGAAGCUUUCCUUCAAUGAAAUGUAAGAUGUUAAUUAAAGACAAUAUCAACUAAAUCUGGUAGUUUGUUACCAGAUACAAGUAAAUACUAGUUGAUGUAUUGUACAGUAUAUACAGCUACAUAUAGUAAGCAUGAUGCAUUCCUGAAUGAGAGUUUUUUUCUUGUUUUACUGAACUUUUCUCAAGUUUAGUAGAUUAUUAACCAAAAUAUUUAUUUUUAAUUGUAUGAUAUCCAGCUUGCAAAUGCUGGAACUCAAAUGAGAUUUUGAUAAUGUAUUAGUCAUAAAAUAAAAUAUUUGGAUAUUUAAAUGACUUACACUUUAUGGAUUUCAAAAGAUAUGUGCUUGCACAAAGGAUGAUUUGAAUAAUUUGAUGUAUCAGUGUAAUGAAAGAUAUUUUUUGAAGAGAGGAAGCUCCAAUUACAUUUUUUUUGCAUUUCCAGUAUAUGUUGAAGCCUUUGAAGUAUUAAAAUCAAAUACAAAAUAUUUUUUUUUUAUCAGCAUUGUGUCUUUAGUUGGUAAAGCUGCAAUAUAAAGACUCACAUAAGAUUUGAUAUCAUAUUUGUGUUUGAUGAACAAUGAGAUAGUAACUGGUUUACCAGUUGUUUGGCUCUUAAUUGAUAUGUAAAUUGGUAGGUAACUAGAUACUGUUGAUGUAGUAAUUUUUGUACAAGCAGGAAAAAUAAAAUUACAAUGAUA